Messenger RNA from Ceratitis capitata (Mediterranean fruit fly), 1738 nucleotides. RefSeq names its product arrestin domain-containing protein 3. Gene Ontology annotation, cellular component: cytoplasm. The transcript is spliced from 4 exons. NCBI's taxonomy places the organism in Eukaryota, Metazoa, Arthropoda, Insecta, Diptera, Tephritidae. The record is from RefSeq and is a predicted model, not a curated record. Bases 90 to 1565 code for a protein of 491 amino acids. Gene Ontology annotation, biological process: protein transport.
AGAACACGAUUACAAUUUUGCAAAUAAAAAGAGAAUAUAAAUAAAAAAAAAUUUUCGCUUGAAAAAGUUAAGUUAAAAUAAAAAAAAUUAUGGUUUUACAUUGUAAAGUACAUUUAGAUAACCCAAAGAAUAUAUAUGAGCCAGGCGACAAAUUAACCGGCCAUGUGGAGCUGGUAUUGGAAGUACGGCUGCUAAUCAAAGCGGUUGCUAUAAAAUACACAGGAUAUGCGGAGGUCCAAUGGGAAACACUGUUGCCGGUGAAGAAUAUAAAGAAAUCAUUGAAGAGUAAAAAACAAGCCGAUAGACCGGAGCAAGUAGGUCAGGCUGAGGCACCGCCAGAGACGCGUAUAGAGGUUUAUAAUAAUCGCGAAGAGUUUUUAUCCAAUAUCAAUUACUUUGUUGGCUCAGACGAAGCCAGCGCCAGAAUUAUGGAGCGCGCCACAUACACUUACCCAUUCACCGUUUCACUGCCGCAGAGUUGUCCAUCCUCCUUCGAAAGCGUCAACGGCCACAUACGUUAUAUGAUUGAAGUAUUUGUUGAACACAAGAACAAAAAGGAGGUGUGGUAUUCACAACAAUUACACGUACUCAAGCCACUCGACCUGCGUCGGUGUGCGCAAGUGGCGAGUCAACCCUGUGAAGUGCAUGUACAAGAAAACUUGGGUUUGCGCUUAUUUAAGGAGCCACUGAAAAUGUCUGUGAGUUUAGAGCAAGUGGGUUUUGUGCCCGGCGAAGCUAUUUCAAUACAUGUCCAAAUACAAAAUCCGGACAAAUUGCAGCUGCACGAAGUUACCUAUGAAUUGCAACAAAUUAGUUGCAUAACUGCUUCGCAUGGACACAAAAAAUCGAAAACCAGAUAUUUUCAUAACACAUUGGCUAAAGCCGUACAUAAUCUGUCCGGUAUCCGUUAUGUCGGUGUACAACAUUUACAGGUGCUUUACAUGCCCCAAGGUGUAGUGCCCAAUACUGAUAUGUUGGACUGCCGUUGCUUGCAAGUUGGUUAUGAGUUAAAUGUUAAACUUAGCACAGGAAAUAAGAAACGCUCGCUAGCAGCCACAAUACCUAUUACUGUGGGUACCGUAGCGCUGCACACUGCUGAGCCUAUGGCUACUGUGCCACAAAUGGAAACAGACUUUAGUAUGGAAAAAUCUCCGAAAUUUAACGAGGAAUUAGCAACAGACCGUGGACGGAGUAACUAUGCUGGUGCUACAGCUCCCGAGCCUGAGACAACCGCAGAGACAACUGUACAAAGUAGGCCGCCAAUAUCUUUGGCUGCUUCAUCCUUUCGCGAAGCAGAGCAUUUGCCAAAAACUAAAUUCGUUGCCGAACGAAAAAAAUCGAAGCACGAGAAGGAGCAAACCGAUUAUAAGCCAAUAUAUCUUUACUAUGAUAAGGAGCAGACGGCGACCGUACACUGUACAUCUGUCAGUGAUACAAGAUCAACAGUAGUUGCAACCGACCAAAUGGAAAAUGAGGGACAGACAAACAAUCCCUACGCGGGAGUUAUGCAACAGUUGGCAAGAGAGAUGCGAAUACGCAAAACGGUUAUUGAUCAAUCAUUAUAAAAUAUUUACAGUAGCAUAAUUAGAUUUUAACUAAACUUACAUACACACAUUCAUAUAUAAACAUAAAAAGCAUUUUAAAAUGAACUGUAUACGUAAACAAUAAGUAGAAUCAAGUAUUUAUAUAACGGUUGCAGCAUGAAAGUGCAGAAACGUAAAUAAAAUGGAAAAUAUUA